AUUGGCUCUUAAUGGUCUACCAGACACUUCCUGCAUCCAGUUGGCAUCUGUAAUAAGGAAUAACCCGUCCCUGAAGAUACUGGACCUGUCUGAUAACCGUCUGUCUGGUCCUCACUUCAGUGACUUGAUGGCGGCUCUGUCCAGUCCGGCCUGCAGGAUAGAGGAAUUACGAUUGGGUUAUAAUGAUCUACCAGACACUUCCUGCAUCCAGUUGGCAUCUGUAAUAAGGAAUAACCAGUCCCUGAAGAUACUGCACCUGUCUUAUAACUUUCUGUCUGGUCCUGACUUCGGUGACUUGAUGGCGGCUCUGUCCGGUCCGGCCUGCAGGAUAGAGACAUUACUAUUGGGUGAUAAUGGUCUACCAGACACUUCCUGCAUCCAGUUGGCAUCUGUAAUAAGGAAUAACCCGUCCCUGAAGACACUGGACCUGUCUCAUAACCGUCUGUCUGGUCCUCACUUCAGAUACUUGAUGGCGGCUCUGUCCAGUCCGGCCUGCAGGAUAGAGACAUUACAAUUGGGUCAUAAUGAUCUACCAGGCACUUCCUGCAUCCAGUUGGCAUCUGGAAUAAGGAAUAACCAGUCCCUGAAGAUACUGGACCUGUCUUAUAACCCUCUGUCUGGUCCUCACUUCGGUGACUUGAUGGCGGCUCUGUCCGGUCCGGCCUGCAGGAUAGAGACAUUACAUCUGAAUGACAUUGGAUUAUCUGAAGAGGAGGAGGAAGCCAUAAGAAAACUGAGCAAGCAGAAACCAAAUAUGAAGAUUUUACUGAACUGAGAAGAAGCCGGAUUCCUCUCUGUGAUGAGCAGAUAACAGGACUUUGGUGGAGAAGACUUCUUCAGAGGUCUGGUAUUAGGAGCGUCUCCUGGUACUUUAUGGGUAAUAUCACUGAUAUACAGAUUAUAAGGAAAUGUCUAAUAUAAUAUACAUGAUACCAGAAAUGUCCUUCUCUAGCUAAUUAUAUGUCCAGUAACUAAAUCCCUUCAUAAUGAGUCCAAAUCCAGGCCUGUGGGAUGUAGCAUCAUCUCCUGAAGGUCAUGUACGUUGUCAGCAAUAUACCGGUUGUCAGACCGUAGGAGGCCGCACAUUGCACACAGUGUAAAUAACAAAUAACACAAACUGUUAUUUCAGUUUCUAUUUUAUCUUUUACUUGAUGCGACUCACGGACAUACCAGUGCUCACAUGAUCUGUCUCCCGAUCACCAGGACCAAUAGAAGUGACAUGGCGGUGUGCGGUAUUUUACUGUACAUACACAGUUCGAGUGCUGUGUAAAAUGACAAAAAGGAGACAAAGGGUAUAAAAUGGUCCUAAAUGGACGCCUCUUGAGAGGAUGCCCAGCUGCCAGCCUACACAUGAACUACAGUAUGGAACCUCUCUAGAUCCACCACCCUCCAUCUGUGUAAUAAGCUCCAUCUGUUUUAUCCUGUAAAAUCCAUACACAGAUCAGACCUACAGCUGUGAGCCACCUUGGAGGUCAUCUUGGUAAUGUUCUUGUAACCAGCUCCAAGACAGAACUGAGUGAUGGCCACCUUAAAUGUAAUGUCUUGGAAUGUGAGGGGACUAGGUGGUACUAGGAAACGGAUAGCAGUCUUUUCUCAUGUCCGCAAGUACUAUCCCCAUAUCCUUGGCCUGUAAGGAGACCCAUCUCACCCCAGAAACAGCAGGGAGACUUAAGAAACCGUGGGUGCAAUGGUCGGAACAUGCAUUCGGGAGCUCUUAUUCUAGAGGUGUAUCCCUGCUGAAACACCGCGCUAUUCGUUGGGAGGAGCGGCAGACAGUAGUCGACCCUGAAGGGAAAUACUUCUUUGUCUAUACAUUAACUGCACCCCAUAUAUAGUGUUGAAUAUGUAUAAACUGCCUCCAGGGGCGGAUUAAGUGCAUCAUAGGCCCCAGGCUGUUUCCCAAACUUGGGCCCCUUUCCUCUAUUUAUCAAUGGCCCUGCCCAGGCCAGUGAUACUAGUCGUGACGUCACUGGGCCUGCGGUAAAAUGCGAGAAGGCCGCCGCACCGCUGCCUUCUCAAACAGCUGAUUGGCAGGGGUCCGGGUGUGUCAGACCACCGCCAAUCAGAUGCUGAUGAUCUAUCCAGAGGAAAAAUUACCCAAGGGCCAUUGAAAAGGGUUUUGGUGGAAACCCUUCUGUCCUGUGUGGGGGCCGGGUUUGGCCCUUGCUUUGGGGCCCUUACUUCUCUCUGUACUCCACUGCUCAAGUCCCACGGAGAACAAUAGAUUGGAGUGGCUGCAGAUAGGGAGGCAAUAUCUAAUACAUCUUAGGGAGAAAAGUGAUCGUAAGCUCUUUUUCCUCAAACAUCGUUUGAGUUGGGCAGCCAGUCUGGUAAAAUGUUGGCUCAUGCAGUACACAAUAACACAGCAGCUCCAUCAGUGCUACGUAUACAUAAUGCGGAGGGUGAGAUGGUGGAAGAUGCAGAGGGUAUACUGGCUAGAUUCCAGGAAUUUUAUCAUGAGUUGUAUAGCUCAGUGAUACAGUACACCCACUCUGAUUUGACUAGCUAUCUGCAAGAUGUUAAGUACCUAAAAUUGGAGGAACAAGAUGGAGAACGCGGAGAUCACCCUAGAGGAAGUAGAAGAUGCUAUAAGGAGAUUCGCCUCGGGAAAGUCACCUGGCCCUGAUGGCCUUCCACUAGAGGUGUACUCCAAGUACAUUGAUAUCCUUGGACCACAAUUGCACAAAAUGUAUGGGGCAGCACAACGGGAGGGAUGCCUUCCGGAGACGCUAUAUGAUGCCUCAAUAGUAGUGCUGCUGAAACCGGAUAAAAGCCCACGGGAAUGCGGCUCUUAUAGGCCAAUUUCAAUAUUGUUAUCCUAUAUAAUAAAAUCUCUGUGUGCGUGUCCGUGCGUGUGUGCCAAUUUGUGAAGUGCACAUGCGCGGCGCGCUGGCCAAUCGGCACGCACGGACACCGCCUGCAGCGCCCAUACAUGUGAGUCCGGCGGCAGUCUCUGUGAGUGGAGGUGAGAGGCCACAUCCAUCCCUAUGUGCCGUCCUCUGUCAUCCUGAGCUGCAGGCAGCUGACGAGGGGAAACUUCCCUGCCCCUUCCUCCCCCUAUUACUCUGACUACAUCUGUACACUCAUUAGAGAGAGCUAGGGAGGGGGCUACAGGGAAUAUAUUAUAGAGAUGGAGGGGGAUACAGGAGGAAAUACUUUGUACUGUAUACAUAUUACACUCCAACCCCCAUCAUUACACUACAGCCCUGAUUGGAGUGUAAUAUGUGUAUAAUGAUGGGGGUUGGAGUGUAUAAUGAUGGGGGUAUAAUAAUGCUGAGGGGUCCCUGUGUCGCACAUGCCCACUAUAACAAACGGCACACAGACGCAGGGCACAGGGAUUUUAUGUGAUGGGGGCUGGAGUGUAAUCCUACAUAAUAAAAUCCCUGUGUGAGUGCCCUGUGUCCGUGUGUGUGCCGUUUGUUAUACUGGGCAUGCGUGGCGCAGGGACCUAUCAGCACACACCGCCCACACCUGUGCGCCGGCCCGCUGCUGUGCCCAGCUCCGCCGUGACUCCUCCUCCCCCUCCAGCUUCCUCUGCGGCCGCCUCACACCCCAGGAUCCUUAUCAUUAUACACAUACUAUAUUCCAACCCCCAUCAUUAUACGCAUAUUACACUCCAACCCCCAUCAUUACACACAGAUUACACUCCAAUCCCCAUAAUUACACUCCAAUGAGGGCUGUAGUGUAAUGAUGGGGGUUGGAGUGUAAUACAUGUGUAAUGCUCUCUGCCUGUGAUACCUUCCCUCACUUGCUACUGUGCGGCCAUUUCCUGACUUUGGUGGACGGGGUUAGGGCGAAAUAGGAGCGAGGAGGAUGCGGCCGCUGCGGGGACUAACAUGUGCCCACUGUGCUGACAGAUCCCCGGGGGCCAGAAUCGGAGGUCCCCAGUGCUCCCAGCUUUGUCCUCUCAAGCUCUUUGGGAGUUCUAUGAACACCAGGAUGCGAUGCUGUAGCAGGUACGGGCCCUCAUGCCGUUAUGGACAACCACCUGGCCAACAGUAUUUUACAACCUCCCGGUAGUAGAUUCCUUUAAAUAUCUAGGAAUAAUUAUCACUGAAGACCCGCUUCUAUCCUUCCCUGAGAAUAUAGAAAACUCUUCCCCUAUCUAUAAUAGGCAGACUCAAUCUAAUUAAAAUGAUUUUGCUCCCCCAAGGGUCUCUAUCUACUGGAACAUGCUUGUACGCCCAUCCCGCGCAGCUUUUUCGAUCGGCUGCACUGAUGGAUGACGGCCUUUGUAUGGGGGUCAGCUAGACGUAUCCUUGCUUUACACACCUUACAGAGCAUUACCAGAUUUCUUCCUAUACUUCCUGUCUGACCAGGUGAGAUUUCUUGCAUCACGGGUGGCAGCCACUACGCUACCUAAUGCAGAAUAUUAUCUGCAGCAAUACCUGCAGUUAUCCACACUAUGGCCGGUGCUGGAGAGCAUUCACUUGUUUGCUGGACGUGCCCUCCCCAUACAUAGGCUGGCACAUCAGGAACGCAGCGAAGCUUCACCAGUACAAGGAUUUAGCGGAUGCCAUUCCAUUAUGGGACAACCCAAUGUUUCUUCACUUGCAAAACCACAAGGGAGCGGGAAUUUGGAAGGAGUAUAGAAUGCUCACACUAAAAGAUUUGUAUGAAAAUGGGAUCCUAUGUUCAUUCACACAAAUACAGGGAGAUUCUGGACUCCCGCGCAUUCAAUUCUAUAGAUAUCUACAGGUGCGCCACGCUCUUCACGCACAGUUUCGAGAUGAUAGGGGGUACUUAGAAAUAGCCCGGCUGAUAGGAGUUCUCACCAGACAAGGACCAAAGGGUAUUAUAUCUAUUCUAUAUACCUAUUUAUUGAGCAACCGCAGGGCUUUAAAUCAGCCGAAGGUUGAAUGUAAAUGGAGGGAAAAUGUCUCUCUUUUACCUGCGGAGGAAUGGCAGGAAGCAUUAGAAUCACCGCUAUACUGUAUGUCUCACCCUCUGCCAACAGCAGCUAAUACAAUGAUUUAUUCUACAUAGAUGUUACCCCCACUAGACUAUACAAGAUGGGUAAACUAUCGCACACUUGGGGCCACAGCUGCGCACAGACUAAUGACUUCUGGCCUAUGUUCUGGGACUGUAACUACAUCAAGUCCUAUUGGCAGGAGGUCACUAAUAUGCGAUCUGCUGUGCUUUCUAGUCCGGCUCCCCAUGACCCUAAAGCAUGUUUGCUAGGAAUUCUGGAGGAAGAUAUAUGGACCAUAAUAGAAUAUUUUUAAGAGAGACAUUGUUCCUGGCAAGGAAAGCCAUUGCAAUUAGAUGGAUGGCAGACCGGCCACCCGCUGUGAAUCCGGGGAGAUCUCUGGGUAACCAAAUUGUCCCCUAUCAAAAUGUGCUGUUCAAAAACAGGGGGGGGGGGGGUGCCCGCAGUAGUUUUGGAAGGGGUGGGGAGCGUGGGGCACAUCAUUCUUGACAGUUUUCCAAUCCUGACAUAUGCAAUCUGUCAUGAUGAGCCUACAAUAAUGUAUAACACCCUGUAUGCACAGUGGUUAAUGGACUUGAUUAAGGCUUCAUUCCCUGUAAACGACAUGGAAACAUUUGCCGUCUCUGAUGGAUGUAACAUUGCUUUACCUUAUGUCUUUAUUCUCCAAUAAAAUGAGUUAAAAAAUGAAAAAGUCGUUGUAUUGAAACCUGUAGCCGGUCUCAGGUCGGAGUCCAGUCACGUGAGAUUUUCUAUGGGACCAGGGUUUUCACCGUCAGCUUUGAUAUCACUUGCACCUGGGGGUGCUAACUUUUUAAAAGCCCAAGGAGGGACAAUAGUAGUGGCCAAUAGCCUGUUGUGGCAAACCUUUCAACACUAAGCAACACCUGACUCCGCCUAGAGGUGCCACGUGCCCGGUAUUGCACCGGCCAAGCCGGUAUUUUGUUCUCCACACUGGUACCGGUUCUGUUCUUCUGGCCUGCACUAUCUGACCAGAUCACACAGCGGCCGCCUGUCCCAGCCGCAUUGGGAAAGCUAUUUAUUUGCAUAUGUGUCCAGGAAUGCAGGCUGAGAGCUUCCACCGCCCGGCAGUAAGGAGGCCUCUGAUUGGUGAGAGCAGGCGCCACUCACAAGUGCUGGGCUGUUCCUGUGACCAGGUGCUGUGAGAACAUGAUGGGGGGAGUAAUCCCUGAACACAGCGGGGGGCAGCAUACACAGCAUAUACUGUAUAUCAGCUUCCCCGGCCUCCUUGCACUGCCUGUAGUGGGCGCUUACCGCUCCCGGCGGCUGGUUCAUUAGUCAGUGCACCGAGAGUGCAGGGGGAAAGCUCACUGACUGCGCCGGCCACGCUGGUCCGUGAGCUUAUACAUAGUGUACAAGUCCAUCAUAUUUUAUAAAAAGGGGGAAUGUAUAUUGACUUGAUAAACACAUGAGGCUCCAGUCUCCACCCGGAUGUGAGGGGGCAGGGCAGGCAGAGGCCGCAGCUCCCCCACCGCCCGUCUCUCCGAUGCUGAUAGAAGAUGGAUGUCAGAAAGCGAUGCUAAGGGACAUUUCAGACCCACUUUUUUUUACCACAAAUAAACGUUUCCCUAAAUAAAGUAUAUUAGAAAAAUCUUCCCUGUCACUGUCCCUACACAUUAGGAAAGAAAAAACUAAGCGGCAGUUACUGUAUAAAGUCCCCUCCAAAGAUAACUUGUCAACCUGUAAGAAGGAAAGGGUUAAUUCUCAUGAAGAGACUUUUAUGGUCCUGAUUUGUCUGGGGUCCAGAGAUGUUAAUGAGUCUCAACUCUUGUCCCUAAGAUUAAACAUCCCCCCAUUUCUAACUUGAUUAUACUUCGGCAUUUGAACAGUGCGGUAAAAAGAACCGCCACUCCGCUAUACGGCUCGGCCGCAAGAGACCAGUAGGAGGGCACUCGUCGCCAUUCCCUCCUGGCUUUUUUAACGACUUCUGCCAAAAGUCUAGUCUCCUGCAAAAACAAAAUAUCACACAUGAUAGGGUUAGAUACAGACGGUCACUAAUGUCAUCCAGCGUCUCACAAGGAAGAGGCGUGGCUACUGCAUACUGAAUGGUGUGAAGGGCGGGGCCAGCCCUGUGACACAUCACACUGCAAAGCAUGCUGGGACAGGAAGUGCUGGAUGUAAACAUCCUGUAAAGGCCCAGACAGGGGGAAGAAAAGCACCGACAUGAAAAACAGGUAUCGGGGCAGAAAUCUGCAGUGGAAGGAGCAAAUUUUAAAAAAUUGUUUUGGGACCUGAGAACCUUAUUAACCCAUUCUGCUGCGGAUCACUAAUGCUGGGUUCUCAGAGCUGGAGCUCAGCUGUACGCGGA
Molecule: messenger RNA, 7256 nt
Organism: Bufo gargarizans (Asiatic toad)
Lineage: Eukaryota; Metazoa; Chordata; Amphibia; Anura; Bufonidae
Product: ribonuclease inhibitor-like
Exons: 5
Biological process (GO): positive regulation of inflammatory response
Cellular component (GO): cytoplasm
Molecular function (GO): protein binding
Source: RefSeq, a predicted model, not a curated record